Molecule: messenger RNA, 870 nt
Organism: Spodoptera littoralis (African cotton leafworm)
Lineage: Eukaryota; Metazoa; Arthropoda; Insecta; Lepidoptera; Noctuidae
Source: the annotation of a GenBank genome assembly
AGAAGCAUCUUAACAAUAUUAUAAAGUGUUUACAUACAUAAGUCCACUUAACUAUUUAUCCUUAGAAAUUUUAGCAUUCAGAGUCUAUUGUCCGAACUGUAUCGAACGUGCGCCAAAAUGUCAACAGAAAAUACUGACAAUCAUAUCAAUGAAGAAAAAGUAAUUCCUUCUUCUAAAAUAGGAGAGAAUUUGUGUCUUAUAUCAGUGAGGUUGACCAUCAAUCUAUUGAUCCACGUCCUAAUAUUUCUGAUUGUGUUCAUAUGUCUGUGGUUCGCCUGCAGUACUGAGAUUAAUUUGUUUAAUUUACACAUCAUUCUGUGUGUUCUUGGGUACCAAUUCUUUAUGUGUCAUGGGACGCUAGUGAUGUCACAGUACAACGCUUGGACAAUGUUCAUAGCUCGUCGAUACAAGAAGCACUUCCAUUGGGUACUCCAAGUCCUUGCUUUUGCCCUGGUCACCACGGGAACUGUAUUUGUGAUACUACAGAAAGACACCCACUUCACGUCUAUUCAUGGGAUACUUGGUUUAGCGGCAUUGGUGCUAGCGUUCGUCAGUUUACUAAAUGGGAUCCUGGUAAUGUUCUCCCACAAAGUGUCUUCCUCUGCCAUCGGCAUGUUCUGGAUAAAGUUCUUCCACUACCUCAGUGGUGUCGCCAGUAUACUUGUGGGAACCGGAAGCCUCUGUGCGGCCUUUAACUAUGACUCAUUCAAGACUUGGACUGGUGAAGGAGACGGCUUCAUACUAACGCUCAUGGUUUUAACCUGCCUCUUCAGUGUAUUGAUAACGUUGGAUUUCUGGAUCGCAACAGGCAUUAAAUUCCGAACACGAUCAAAAUAGAUAUGUCUAUAUCCUUAUUUGCGGAUACGAUUA